UCAGUUCAUCACACACACUCUCCCUUAUAAAUGUUCUGCCAAAGCAAUCUCUCUCCGUUCAUUCUCACCUUCUUCGUCUCCUUCCCCUAAUCCCCAAAAUACACACACACUCCAUCCUCAACCCCAACCCCCUCCUCCAUAAAAGUACUCUCUCCUUUUCUCAUCCAAACACACCGACAAGUAGAUUCCUUUUUUUUAAAACUAUGGCGAAGAAAGCAAGAAUUGUUAUUAUCGGAGCCGGAAUGGCUGGUCUCACGGCGGCGAACAAGCUCUACAAAACCUCCACCGACAUGUUCGAGCUCUCCGUCGUCGAAGGCGGUUCUAGAAUCGGCGGUAGGAUCAACACCUCCGAGUUCUCGUCAGAGAAGAUCGAGAUGGGUGCCACGUGGAUCCACGGGAUCGGUGGAAGCCCUGUUUACAGAAUCGCAAAGGAGACUGGUUCUUUAGUCUCCGACGAGCCAUGGGAGUGUAUGGACUCCAGCAUUGAUAAAGUUAAGACCUUUGCUGAAGGUGGGUUCGAGGUUGAGCCUUCGGUUGUUGAAUCCGUCUCUGGGUUGUUCAAUGCUCUCAUGGAAUUAGCUCAGGGGAAAGAGAUCUCUCAAUCCGACUCCGAUUUGGCUCGUUUCGAUGGUAUUUACGAAACUGCCACUAGGGUUUGUUCUUCUAGUAGUGUUGGGUCGUUUCUGAAAUCUGGGUUUGAUGCUUAUUGGGAUUCAAUCAGCAAUGGAGGUGUUGGUGAUGGGGUUAAAGGGUAUUAUGGGAAAUGGAGUAGGAAGUCGCUUCAAGAAGCUAUCUUUACGAUGUUUAGCAACACGCAGAGGACUUACACAUCAGCCGAUGAUCUCUCGACGCUCGAUUUCGCGGCGGAGAGUGAGUACCAGAUGUUUCCAGGGGAAGAGAUCACCAUAGCUAAAGGCUAUCUCAGUGUUAUUAAGCAUUUGGCGUCUGUGCUUCCUCAAGGUGUUAUCCAGUUGAAUCGAAAGGUCAGAAAGAUCGAUUGGCAGAGUAGUAACGAAGAUGGUCAUGUGAAGCUGCAUUUCUCAGAUGGGUCUGUUGUUUUUGCAGAUCAUGUUAUUGUUACUGUCUCUUUAGGGGUGCUUAAAGCAGGGAUUGAGAGUGAUGAGGAGUUGUUUAGUCCUCCUUUGCCUGAUUUCAAAUCAGAUGCUAUUAAAAGGCUUGGUUAUGGAGUUGUCAACAAGCUUUUCGUUGAGAUGUCGCAGAGACACUUCCCGUCUCUGCAACUUGUGUUUGACCGCGAGGAUUCCGAGUUUAGGUUCGUGAAAAUCCCGUGGUGGAUGAGAAGAACUGCCACCAUUAGCCCUAUCCACAGCAAUUCGAAGGUCUUGCUUUCUUGGUUUGCAGGCAAAGAAGCUCUCGAGCUUGAGAAACUAACCGAUGAGGAGAUCAUAGAAGGUGUCACGACCACUAUCUCUUGCUUGACAGGCAAGGAAGUUAAGAAAGACGCUGCAAAAACUUUGACCAAUGGCUCUUUGAAUGAUGGUGGUGAAGUAAUGAAGAUCACAAAGGUCUUGAAGAGCAAAUGGGGAAGUGAUCCUCUGUUCCGGGGCUCUUAUUCGUAUGUGGCGGUCGGAUCAAGUGGGGAUGACCUAGACGCCAUGGCCGAGCCGUUGCCAAAGAUUAAUAAGAAGGUUGGUCAGGUCAAUGGUCAUGAUCAUCAAGCCAAGGUUUAUGAGCUUCAAAUCAUGUUUGCAGGGGAAGCAACACAUAGAACCCAUUACUCCACAACUCAUGGUGCCUACUAUAGUGGUUUAAGGGAAGCCAAUAGGCUUCUUAAGCAUUACAAAUGUAACUUUUGAGUGUUAAUUUUUUUAAGAAUAUGUUUUGUUUAUUUUUGGGUCAAUGUGUUUAGAGAAGCUUAAUUAGUUUUGUAAGAUUUUUUAAUUGUUUUUUUUUUUUUACUUUUAAUUUGGUUUACUUUUUUUUUUUCUGUUUUACUUAAAAAUUACAAGUUUACAGCCACGUUCUAAUCUAAAAA
Messenger RNA from Camelina sativa (false flax), 1996 nucleotides. RefSeq names its product putative polyamine oxidase 5. The record is from RefSeq and is a predicted model, not a curated record. Gene Ontology annotation, molecular function: polyamine oxidase activity. NCBI's taxonomy places the organism in Eukaryota, Viridiplantae, Streptophyta, Magnoliopsida, Brassicales, Brassicaceae.